GGCCUCAUAGCAGGCAGCAUAAAGGAGACGUUCAGGGCUCUCCGGCAAAUAAAAAACUUCAUGGCUGGAAGAAGUCGACGGCGAUGCGCGCGGCUAGGCUAGGCUAAAGCUAGUCUGAGGCUGGGCUGGGCUUUGCGGAGGGGACGCUUCCGAAGGCGGCCGAACCUCCAUAAGGGCCUUGUUUUUUUAUUUUUUGUCUUUUUAAAAAAAAAAAAAAAAUCUUAUUAUAAGUGUGAGCUUGCUGGAAACUAACAGAAGAACCGCUUUCGUCUCGUGCGCCUUUUCCGAUGGAACAUUUGAGUUAAUUAGCCUCGGAGAAAAAGAGAAGCAGGACCGACGAGUCAGCGACCCCCCCACAAGGCUUCUUCCUCCUCCUCCUCCUCCUGUGUGGCGGUGACCGAAUUGGUACCAUGGCAGCUACUUUGUCGGCCGAGGAAGAAGAGGCUAUCAGACAGUUCCUGGAGGAAAUCACCAAGUGGACCAGUCAGCAUGGAGUCUCGCCGCUCUCCAGGGAACUGGCCGUCAAGUUCCUCAUGGCGCGCAAGUUCGACGUGUUCCGGGCCAUCCAGCUGUUCCACAGUUACAGGGAAACGCGGCUGAAAGAAGGCAUCGUCAGACUUCAGCCUCAAGAAGAACCUCUGCGCUCGGAGCUGCUCAGCGGAAAGUUCACAGUGCUGAGUGCACGGGAUCCGUCAGGAGCCUCCAUCGCCUUGUACACUGCCAAACUUCAUCACCCAAACAAGACGGGCAACCACGUGGUUCUGCAGGCACUCUUCUACCUCCUGGAUCGCGCCGUGGAGAGCUUCGAGACUCAGAGGAACGGCUUGGUGUUCAUCUACGACAUGGCCGGUUCCGACUACACAAAUUUUGAGCUGGACCUGAGCAAGAAGAUUCUCAACUUACUGAAGGGGGCGUUCCCGGCCAGGUUGAAGAAGGUGUUGAUUGUCGGGGCGCCGGUGUGGUUUCGGGUGCCCUACAACCUGCUCAGUCUGCUGCUGGAGAAACUUCGGGAGCGCGUCCAGUUUGUGAAGAUGGUCGAGCUGCGCCAGCACCUCCCCAGGGACUGCCUUCCCCAGCACCUGGGAGGCCUUCUUCCCCUGGACACCUUCAGCUGGAACCAGCAGCUUCUGGCGGGCCAGAACGGCCGCGUGGACCCCGUGGAUGAGCUGGUGGGCAUCCCCUUGGAGGACUCCUCCAUUCACAUCCCGGGACCAGAAUCCAUGCGCCCGCAGGAGCUGCUGACGCACCUCGGCAGACUCCAACGCUCCGGCAUCCACCUGGAGUACGAGGAGCUCCGGAGAGAAGCGCCGCCGGGGACCUUCCACUGUGCACAAGCCGUCUACAAUCUGGAGCGGAAUCGAUAUGGAGAUGUUCUGUGUCUCGAUCAAACCAGAGUCCGCCUGAAACCACGAAAGAACGAGAGAUCUGACUACAUCAACGCGAGCUUCAUGGAUGGUUACAAACAGAAGAACGCGUAUAUUGGUACUCAAGGUCCCCUGGAAAAGACAUACGGUGACUUUUGGAGAAUGGUUUGGGAGCAAAAUGUGCUUGUUGUCGUCAUGACAACCAGGACGGAGGAGGGCAGCCGAAGGAAAUGCGGACAGUACUGGCCCCUGGUCGAAGGUGGCCAGGAGGUCUACGGUCACAUAGCUGUGGUGAAUCAAAGGGUGGACCACUACACCCACUACAACCACACCAUCCUUGAGCUGCACAACACUGAGACAUGUGAACAAAGGCAAGUGAGUCAUUUCCAGUACCUCAGCUGGCCCGACUACGGCGUCCCGACCUCGGCGGUGACUCUCAUCGACUUCCUGUCGGCCGUGAAGAAAGAGCAGUGGAAUAUGAUGAAGGCCUUGGGACCUCAGUGGACGGGAUACCCGCAGAGACCCCCCAUGGUGGUUCAUUGUAGCGCUGGGAUCGGCAGGACGGGUACCUUCUGUGCCUUGGACAUCUGUCUGUCGCAGUUACAAGACGUGGGCUCGCUCAACGUGUGCCAGACGGUGCGACGCAUGAGAACCCAGAGGGCCUUCAGUAUCCAAACCCCGGACCAGUACUACUUCUGCUACAACGCCAUUUUGGAGCAAGCCCAAAGGCAAGGCUUGCUCCCGACCAAUCAGUGAGCUGCGCUUCAUUCCGCACACCCAUUUCCAUCCAUAAUACACCCAGCCAUAAAAUUCUGCUGUUUGCCCCAAGACGCUCGUCUUGCCAAGUGCUGUCCUUGUCUUUCCUGGAACCAUUCGUUAGCAUGUGACAAUGUGUGUGUGUGUGUGUGUGUGUGUGUGUGUGUGUGUGUGUGUGUGUGUUUGUGUGGCUGUAUGGAGUCCAGGAAACAGGUUGUAUGGUCUAAUUGUAUGGCAGCCUAAGCAGUAAAUCCACCAAAAACGCAGUUUAUUUUUUUUUUUACUAACAAACUUCACGUUUUUUUAAAUGUUUUUUGUUUUUUAACUUUAGGGUAAACCGUUUUUGCAGGUGUUAGGAAGCGAGCCCUAUUGCAAGUUAACAGACCCCCGCAAAAAAAACCUUUUAAUUAUUAUUAUUAUUUUUUAGUUCCAACCAAGGAUAGGCAACUUAAAUACUUUGAAGCCAACACGGGCUGAAAAAAGCAAACAAAUGGGCUCUCUUGCAUCAAAAUGAUGGCACAAAACUGCUGAACAACACAAAACACAUUCAUCAUUUUUAAACUAAAGUAAACUCUCAGAAAAUGUUAAUAUUUCCAAGUCCUAUCUUUGUACUUGCUGUAUAUCAUUCCAAAUCUGCGACUUGCCAUCUAGUGUUGAUUGGUGGUAUUACAACUUAAAAUGACAGCUAAGCGUCGCCUUUCUACAUGCAAAGAUGUCCACCGUAUCGCUUCAACAUACUUCCUGGACACUGAUCAGCACUUUCCUCUUUGGGUGAUAACAGAGCGCACAAAACUACGCACAGAUGCUUUUCGGUGAGUUUUAGCAGCAAAUAUCUGAAAAUAGCCAAAAAUACAAAUAUGUGAAGCUGUAAAUAGUCUUCGGCAGUUAUUGUUUUAUGGAAGGUAAAAUACACCUGGUGCACAAUUUUCUUAAAGAGGAGGAAACUGCCAAGUUGCUCUCUUUUUAUGCCCAAGGGUCCAAGUUGUUUUUUUUUUAUUUUUUUUAUCAGUUGUUUUAGUACAAGUUGGAUGCCAGAGUAGCUGAUAAGAGCGAGCAGCAAAAGACCGCUUGUGCUACUUUGCACAAUAUGACACACGAGCAAGCCACUCGCACAUUUCCAUCCGUUUUUGCCUGUCCCAGCUAACACACACACACACACACUCGCACCAGUCUUCAGUGAAGUGAUCCAAAUUCCGGUCGUGUUCAAACUCCCGAAAAUGGCAACUGUUAAGCGAAUGUGCUCAUCCCUCCCUUCUGAAAAAAAAGGACAUUCCGCGGGAAAAGCCAAGUGUUGGUGAGUGGUGCAAUAUUUUCCCCUCACACAAACACAUAUAUAUAUACACACACACGCGCUCACCAUGUCUUAGCACUUUUCACCAAGAGCCCCAAUAUACUUGGAAAUGUCAGCAGUGAUGUAUGUAGAGAUAAUAUAAAAAUGAACCAUUUAUAGAUCUUCAGAAUGCACACAUGUGCCUACUUUAAGUCCCAAGUGUUGUAUGAGACGGAUUUUAAAAUGUGUGUGUUGCUUUUAAGUUCCAGACUGUGGUUGUAAAUGUGUGCUUGCAUCUUGCCACAUUGUUUUAAGUAUAUAAGUAUGUAAAAUAUCAGAGUAUACUGUGUUAUUGUAUGUGUGUCAUGCACCAUGUUGUAGUCGGGUCAAGAUUUUUCUCUUUUUAUGUUAACUACAGAAUUCAUAUUGAAUUUACUUGUAGUGAAGCAUUUUUUUUUUUUUUUUUUUUACAUCUGCCGUUGUCAUUUUCCCCGCCGCUUCCUUCAAAGCCGAAAUGUGGCCUAUUUUUAUUUUUCUAUCCUAUUCAACAGCUGUUUUCAUACGGGAUAUAUAAAGUUAUUUACAUUAAUUUUAUAUUUGUUUUAUUAUAACCUAUUACUGUACUUUAUCAUUAUUGUGAAUACUGAAUCAAGCUAUACUGUAAUAAAUACAAACCAUGUCAAUGUG
Messenger RNA from Syngnathus typhle (broad-nosed pipefish), 4077 nucleotides. It is a transcript of the gene ptpn9a, whose product is annotated as protein tyrosine phosphatase non-receptor type 9a. The transcript is spliced from 13 exons. NCBI's taxonomy places the organism in Eukaryota, Metazoa, Chordata, Actinopteri, Syngnathiformes, Syngnathidae. Gene Ontology annotation, biological process: protein dephosphorylation. Bases 411 to 2120 code for a protein of 569 amino acids. Gene Ontology annotation, molecular function: protein tyrosine phosphatase activity. The record is from RefSeq and is a predicted model, not a curated record.